CUUGUUUUGAAUAGUUAUAGUUGUCAUAUAAAUAGGGACUGUUUGUGGACGUUGAUUAGCAAACAAGAUAUUGCUGACAUAUUUGCAUAUAUCAUACAUCCAUACAUUUUUGCGAGCAUAUCUUUCCACGCAGAGUCAACAUGGCUGCUUCAAUCGCCAAUUUGAAGCUGCAGCUGCAAAAUACGCUCUCUCCGGACCAGAAUGUGCGGGUUGUGGCCGAGCAGACAAUCGAGCAAGCCUCUAAGAGUCAGAACUAUUCAUUACUACUACUAAAAAUAGUUAGUGAGGAUACACACGAGCUGCACCUUAGAGUUGCCGCUGCGGUAACAUUUAAAAACUUCAUCAAAAAGAAUUGGGAGAUUGAUGGCCAGGUGAACAAAAUCGCAGACCAAGACAGGCUGACGAUUAAGACGCAUAUUGUUGAUUUGAUGUUAAAAAUGCCUUCCCAGCUACAGGCUCAGCUGAGUGAAGCUGUGAGUCUGAUCGGCAAGCACGACUUCCCGGACGCUUGGCCUGAGCUGUUGCCUUCACUUGUGGCUAAACUCGACAACAACGAUGUCAGUGUUAUUAACGGGGUGCUUCGCACAGCCAGCAGUCUGUUCAACAGGUACACAUACGAGUUCAAGAGCGAUGAACUGUGGACAGAGAUCAAUAUUGCGCUGAAGCAGUUUGCGCAGCCGCUCACCGAUAUCACAGCGAAGAUGAUCAGCAUCCUCCCCCAGAACGCCAGCAAUCGCGACACCCUCACGACUGUCUUCUCCUUGCUGCACUCGGCUCUGGAUAUAUUCUACAGUCUGAAUUAUCAAGAUUUACCCGAAUUCUUCGAAGACAACAUGGAUCAGUGGAUGCUGAUCCACCACACUCUGCUUGUGUAUGACAAUCCCCUCGUGCGCAGUGACAGCGACGACCGCCCUGGACCCCUGGAGAAGACUAUGGCAAAGGCCUGUGACAAUGUGGCGCUGUACGCUGGCAAGUACGAUGAAGAAGAUGUGCCAUUCAGAAAGCACCUUCCCGUUUUUGUGGAGGACAUUUGGAACCUUCUAUGUACAACCAGCGGUGAGAUCAAAAACGAUUACCUGGUGUCUGGAGGCUUGGCAUUCCUGUCGGCGGUUGCUAAGCGACCGGGGACUAGCAGCAUGUUUGGCGAUCCCGCCACGCUCAAAACCAUUUGCGAGAAGAUUGUGAUACCCAACAUGCAGCUGCGCGAAUCGGAUGUGGAGGCCUUCGAAGACGAUCCUCAGGAGUACAUUGGCCAAGACAUCGAAGGCAGCGACACCGAGACACGGCGCCGAGCUGCGUGUGAUCUGGUAAAGGCGCUGAGACAACACUUUGAACAGCAAGUGACGGCUAUAUUCUCGUCAUACGUUGAGGUGAUGCUGGCUGAAUAUGCGAAAGAUCCUGUCAACAACUGGAAGUCAAAGGAUGCUGCGAUUUAUCUGGUGACCUCGCUGUCAGUAACGAGCACACUGGCGCGAGCAGGGGCCACCAAGGUUAACGAAUUCAUUCCGUUGCUGGACUUCUACAAGAACACCAUCAUCGACGAACUAAGGAUACAGAACAUCGACGAAAGACCGGUGAUCAAGAGUGACUGUGUCAAGUACGUCACCACCUUCAGGAAUCAGCUGGGUAAACAAGUGCUGAUAGAGGCCCUGCCGCUUUUGGUCGCCCACAUACUGUCAAGCAGCGUUGUCCUAAGCAGCUAUGCCGCCAACGGUGUGGAACGGCUGCUGAUGAUGAAGGAAGUCUCCCCAACGGGCGUGUCCCAGGCUGUCAUUACGCGGCAGGAUAUCAAGCCCUUCCUGUCGCAAGCGAUCAACAAUGUGUUCGCAGCGAUUGCUAAGGGAGGGCAGGCGAGUCUCAAUCCUUACCUGAUGAAAACCACCAUGCGCCUGAUAAACGUGGGCAAGGAGGAUAUCUUCCCCUAUUUAGAAUCCAUCAUGGAUCGCUUGAUAAAGAAACUGGAAGAGGUCUCGGCGAACCCCACCAAACCCGAUUUCAACCAUUACCUAUUCGAGUCUAUCAGUGCCGCUGUGCGGUUCUGCUGCAACAGCACUGAUCCCAGUCUUGUGGUUGCGUUUGAAACCUAUCUGCUGCCUCGCUUCGUGGUGAUAUUGCAGAAAGAGGUUUUAGAAUUCUUGCCUUAUGUUUUCCAAAUAAUGUCGCAAUUGCUGGAGUUGAACCUCGGCGCGCUGCCAGCGACGUACACGGAUAUGUUCCCUCACCUGAUGGCACCGGUACUGUGGGAGAAAAGCGGCAACGUACCUGGCCUGUCGAAGUUCAUACAAACGUACAUCUCUAAGAUGGGGGCCACCCUCUCCACAGACACGAGGACUAUUGAGUCGCUGCUGGGUAUCUUCCAGAAGCUGUUGGCCAGCAAAUCGAACGACCACUUCGGCUUUGCUAUUCUCAACGCUAUUGUCACGCAUGUGCCCGUCGAGGGAUAUCAACAACACGUGAGACAAAUAUACAACCUCAUAUUCAGCAGGCUUCAGGCAGCGAAGAGUCCGAAGCUGGUGUCCUGCAUUAUAGUGAACAGCACGCUCAUGAUGGGUCUGCAUGGUCCUGAUCUGGUGAUCAAUGCGAUAGACUCAAUACAGCCAAAGUUAUUCAAUAUGGUCAUCACGUCACUGUACCUGCCGUCGAUGCAAAAACUACAAACCUCACACAACCGGAAAAUAUGCGCUGUAGGAUUUAUCCGAUUACUCACAGAGUGCCCGGCGAUGAUAACCACAUAUAAAAGCUCGUUUGCCAGCCUGCUCACAGCCCUCCUCAAGCUAUUUGAAUUGCCUAAGGAGAAGAAGGACGACGAUGAUAUCGAGGAAGUCUCAUUCACACAUGCAUCGGAGUUCGCAACGGUGCAUACGCAACUCUCGUUCGCCAAGAAACCAGAAGUAGACCCCUUUGCUGCAGUGGUAGAUGCGCGUAUUCACUUGGCAAAAGCUUUACACACCAUGUCCACAAAGAUGCCGGGGAAGGUGCCUGCGUUGCUGCAAGGGCUAGACCCACAGGUUCAAGGCAUCCUCUCCAGCUACCUAACGCAAGCACAGGUGCAACUGGCAUGAGUGAGCUAAACUUAACUUGCACAAACGAGUUACUAUGGGGGAACAGAGUAGAUGCUGAACUCUUUUGCACAUGGGUUCAAAUGACCCGAUAUGCCUUCCAGAUGAUUGCCCGAGUAAGCCUACGCGCGCAAUGUCUGUCGUCACGCUCAAGGAAUGAGCCUUGUUGCCAAUAUUGUGAUAAAGUUCAAGGAGCUGCUUUGCAAGUUUGCACUAAUACAACUUGUGCAUGCCAAACCUUAGCACAGAUUGGGAAAAAUAGCCUUGUGCAAUUGGUCUAAAUGGGCUUGAAUGGCAACCCUGGUCCGGGAAGAAUACGUGCUUCACUAUACGCGGAGAGGUGUAUAUGUCCGCGACUUGAUAGUCAACAUAUUCCAUAUUCAUACUAUCUAUUUUCGCUGAACAUCGUUGUUUGUGGCCAGUGAAAGCUAAUGCUAUAGCCUAGAAUCGUACAUGGUAUGUACGGUCCAGGGGGUAAAUCGCGGUAUCUUCAUGUACGCCUUCGCCAUGCAAAGUACAUAAUGAAUUGUGAUUGUUCAACGUGUUGGUGUAUUGAGGUGACACAAGAUUGGCCUCUCAUUAAAAGCCACAACCAUUAGUGGCACGCAGCAUGCAAAGCGAACCGAAUGAGUUAUAGUCGCCAAAUUCAAAUCAGAAUAAAAUGAUUGUAUUUGUC
Molecule: messenger RNA, 3735 nt
Organism: Sphaeroforma arctica JP610
Lineage: Eukaryota; Ichthyosporea; Ichthyophonida
Exons: 19
Coding region: 141-3062 (973 amino acids)
Biological process (GO): protein export from nucleus; protein import into nucleus
Cellular component (GO): cytosol; nuclear envelope
Molecular function (GO): nuclear export signal receptor activity; small GTPase binding
Source: RefSeq, a predicted model, not a curated record